Molecule: messenger RNA, 1190 nt
Organism: Pseudopipra pipra
Lineage: Eukaryota; Metazoa; Chordata; Aves; Passeriformes; Pipridae
Gene: SF3A2
Product: splicing factor 3a subunit 2
Exons: 9
Coding region: 122-1069 (315 amino acids)
Biological process (GO): spliceosomal complex assembly
Cellular component (GO): nucleus; U2 snRNP; catalytic step 2 spliceosome
Molecular function (GO): nucleic acid binding; zinc ion binding
Source: RefSeq, a predicted model, not a curated record
GGGCUCGCGGCGGGAACGCGCAGGCGCGCGGGGAGAGGGGGCGGGAGCGGGGCCGCGCGAGCCGGGACGGACCGGGACUCUCUCUUUCUCCAGAGGGGGCUGAAGCACAGAAUUCCCCACCAUGGAUUUCCAGCACCGCCCUGGAGGGAAGACGGGCAGCGGAGGCGUCGCCUCGGCCUCGGAGAGUAACCGGGACCGGCGGGAGCGGCUGCGGCAGCUGGCCCUGGAGACCAUCGACAUCAACAAGGACCCCUAUUUUAUGAAAAAUCACUUGGGCUCCUACGAGUGCAAGCUCUGCCUGACACUGCAUAACAACGAGGGGAGUUACUUAGCACAUACACAGGGGAAGAAGCAUCAGACCAAUUUGGCCCGGCGAGCUGCCAAGGAAGCCAAGGAAGCCCCUGCCCAACCUGCCCCAGAGAAGGUCAAAGUGGAAGUGAAGAAAUUUGUGAAAAUUGGGCGCCCAGGUUACAAAGUGACCAAACAGAGAGACCCUGAAACAGGCCAGCAGAGCCUUCUCUUCCAGAUCGAUUACCCCGAGAUUGCCGAGAGCAUCAUGCCCCGGCACCGGUUCAUGUCGGCCUACGAGCAGCGCAUCGAGCCCCCGGACCGGCGCUGGCAGUACCUGCUCAUGGCGGCCGAGCCCUACGAGACCAUCGCCUUCAAGGUGCCAAGCAGGGAGAUCGACAAAGCAGAAGGGAAGUUUUGGACCCACUGGAACAGGGAAACCAAACAGUUCUUCCUCCAGUUCCACUUCAAGAUGGAGAAGCCCCCGGCUCCCCCCAACCUGCCCCCGGGCCCCCCGACGGUGAAGCGGCCGCCGCCCCCUCCCCUGAUGAACGGGCUGCCCCCCCGGCCCCCCCUGCCCGACUCCAUGCCCCCCCCUCCCCCUGGGGGCAUGACCCUGCCCCCCAUGCCCCCCUCAGGGCCGGUGCCACCCCCCCCAGUGCCACCCCAGCUGCCCCCAGCCCCCGGGGUGCCCCCCCCUGCCCCUCUGCCCCCCAUGAUGCGGCCGCCGCUCCCCACAGAGGGGCCGGGCACCAUCCCCCCCCCACCCCCCUCCAACUGAGGCCCCUCCUGGUCCCACUGGAUUUGUCCCUUUCUAUCCUCAGAUCACGCCCCGUUCAGGGAACAGCUCUGUUUUGUAUGAAUCUGAAUCCUGUAGGUUCAUUAAAAGGUUUUCCAUUUUC